AACACCUCAAAAAUGAUGCUUACAGCGUUUAUUCUCUAUUUUCCCUUUCUUUAUAUCAGGAAUGAGCUUACUACAAAGUACGGACUGAGCGCCAAACAUAGAGAAAAAUACCCUGUGACACGGAUAGACCUUAAUAUUCUAAUUCAACAUCUUUACACAAGUGAUACGCAUGAUUAUGUGCAUGAACGCGGUCGUUUUCAACAAGCCUUUGGCCUGUCACUAUUUUCCUCUUCCAGGGCCCGAGCAGGCGCUAUUGUUGAAUCCAACACCUACCAGGACAUCAAUAAGGCUCUUUAUUAUCAGCACCUCUCCUUGAACAUGAGACCAGAGUUUCUAAAGGGUCAUCGUUAUGACGAUGAAACCAUUCUGCCCAAGAAUUGGAUCGGAGAGCAAAAAAUUCUUAAAAGAGCUGGUUCCACACCGGCUGCUACGCAGGCCUCUCCCCAAGACUUUGGUAGGUUUGGUAUAUUUCCUGGUUUUGGGGCUAGCCCUUUAAGCGUCUCAAUCUUCUCUGGUUUUGGCGGCUUCAGUAUGGGCGGAGAUAUGUUUAGUAAUAGCGCUAAUCCCAACGCAAAUGCCGCUUUGCAAACCGGCUUUUCUGGCUUUGGUGGAUUUCCUAUAGGUGGAUUCUCUGGAUUCCCUGGGAUAGCUGUCUUUGGAGGUGCGUCCGCCCAAGUAGCUGCGCCAAUUCUACAGAGUGGUGGGAUUGUGAAUGGUGCUUAUACAGCCGGGUCUACCGCGACCACCAGCAAUACAAGUCCUGCUACCAUCAUAAGAGAGGUUAAGGGCCUAGAUGAAGACUGA
Molecule: messenger RNA, 804 nt
Organism: Talaromyces proteolyticus
Lineage: Eukaryota; Fungi; Ascomycota; Eurotiomycetes; Eurotiales; Trichocomaceae
Exons: 6
Coding region: 13-804 (263 amino acids)
Source: RefSeq, a predicted model, not a curated record